AUGGGUACAAACGCAGUUACAAGGCUACUGUUUCAUCGCGGGCUGGUGCCUCGUCGGUGGUCCUCGCACUCGGCAGCACAGUUGGCUAGGACGACGCUCAGCGACAUAACAGGCCGGUAUGCACAAAGGGAGCCACUGACGAUGUGCACCGCGUACGACUACAUCACUGCACGGUGGGCACAGGCCUCUGGUGCAAACCUGUUGCUUGUCGGUGACUCCAUGGCGACGACAGCGCUCGGGUACGACGCGCCCACAGACUUGCCCUUUGACGAGUUCAAACAGCAUCUCCGCAGCGUGUGUCGUGCUGCAGGCCCAGCAGCCAUCGUUGCUGACAUGCCCUUCGGGUCCCUAGAACAGAGCAUCGAGCACGGCGUGAGCAGCGCCGUGGCGCUCAUGAAGAUCUCCUCCAAGGUCACCUCGGUCAAAGUGGAGCUGGGCACCCCUGGAGUCGACACGCACACUUACGCGCUCGUGCAGGAACUGACCAGUCGCGGUAUACCAGUGAUGGGACACUUGGGACUCACUCCGCAGAGAGCUCAUUCUUUGGGAGGACUCAGAGUGCAAGCGAACGGUACCGUUGAACAAGCGGUGCGGUUGCUCGAGAGUGCACAGCAGGCGCAGGCCUCUGGCUGCUGGGCAGUCGUGCUCGAGUGUGUCCCACAGAGACUCGCCACGUACAUUACUGAACAAUUGCAGAUCCCUACCAUCGGCAUCGGCGCUGGGCCGGGCACCAGCGGACAGGUACUCGUCAUCGCGGACAUGCUCGAGUUGCUCGGCGAGGGGGCGUUCAGGCCGAAGUUCGCCAAGCGGUACGCUCAACUGGGCAAAGCAGCAGAGAAGUCACUCGCCCAGUUCACAGCGGAGGUGCAACGGGGGCAGUUCCCAGUCAAGGGCACGCACACAUUUAUGAUGAAGGACGAUCUUUGGCAGGAGUUUCUCCGCACAGUUGAAUCAAGACAGUAG
Huiozyma naganishii CBS 8797 is the source of this 963-nucleotide messenger RNA. It is a transcript of the gene ECM31, whose product is annotated as 3-methyl-2-oxobutanoate hydroxymethyltransferase. Lineage: Eukaryota; Fungi; Ascomycota; Saccharomycetes; Saccharomycetales; Saccharomycetaceae. Gene Ontology annotation, biological process: pantothenate biosynthetic process. The record is from RefSeq and is a predicted model, not a curated record. Gene Ontology annotation, cellular component: mitochondrion. The transcript has a single exon. Gene Ontology annotation, molecular function: magnesium ion binding; 3-methyl-2-oxobutanoate hydroxymethyltransferase activity. Bases 1 to 963 code for a protein of 320 amino acids.